GUGCAGGAUUUGGUUGGACUCCACGGUGGAGUCUGGAAAGAGAGAACAUCUGGAAGACACAGGGUCUCAUGUUCUGGUGCAGCGCCAGCUGUUGUGAGGACAGACAGGCAUCCACGCAGCAGGUGCGCCAGUGCAUCAAGUGCUGCCCUGUGCCUCUGGCUCAAGUCCAGGCCUUGGUCACCAGUGAGUUGGAGAAGUUCCAGGACCAUCUGGCCCGGUGCACCGUGCAUUGCAAUGACAAAGCCAAAGAUUCAAUAGAUGUGGGAAGUAAGGAGCUUCAGAUGAAGCAGCAGCUGGACAGUUGUGUGACCAAGUGUGUGGAUGACCACAUGCACCUCAUCCCAACUAUGACCAAGACGAUGAAGGAGGCUCUCUUAUCCAUUGAGAAACAAAAGUCUUUGCCAGUGGCCAAUGAGGGCAAGAAUGUAUUUUUAUAAGGAAUUGGGAAUUUUAGUCUUUUAAGCAAAGUUUAUGAACGAACAAAUAAAGGAUGGCCACAAGUGUAAGGCAUACGUCACUUGCCUCUG
Molecule: messenger RNA, 527 nt
Organism: Symphalangus syndactylus (siamang)
Lineage: Eukaryota; Metazoa; Chordata; Mammalia; Primates; Hylobatidae
Product: protein FAM136A-like
Cellular component (GO): cytoplasm
Source: RefSeq, a predicted model, not a curated record